Molecule: messenger RNA, 898 nt
Organism: Xenia sp. Carnegie-2017
Lineage: Eukaryota; Metazoa; Cnidaria; Anthozoa; Malacalcyonacea; Xeniidae
Exons: 3
Coding region: 173-682 (169 amino acids)
Source: RefSeq, a predicted model, not a curated record
UUGCUUGCUAACUUCACUAUGAUAUGCAGUGUUUGUGGACGUAUAAAGUGUGCUAAAGUGGAGAGGAUUUCGUGGAAGAUUGCUCAAUAAUAAUGUUUGACGAUCUUUCACUUUCGAUUUUGUAGUGCCCUCUGUAACAAGAAUUUUUUAACCAAUAAAAAACGGCAGUCUAAUGUUUUGCAAUGGUAAACAGGUCUAUUUUUAUAGUCUGACGUAUAUUGACGUCACGAGGCUUUGCAAUAUAGGAGCAUUUUUAGUUGGAAAUAUUCCACGGCUGAAAAAAAUCAUGAAAUCUGUUUCUGUUAUCGUGGCUUUUUAUGUUUUGUCUUCUUGUGUUCCAGUUGCUGGUCAGAGCACGAAAGGAAACAACUACACUGGAAUGUGUGCUCCAGUUUUAAGAUUGCAAGUUGCCAAGUUCCCGAUUAAAGUCGGAGAUAAUGUUACCAUCAUUUGUCGUGUUUGUGGACGCAAGAAUAUCUUUUGGUUUAAAGACAACGAGAGAUUUGGAGAGACGAAACGCGUGAAGUGGAUCAAUACGAAAAAAGUCUCCACAAAUCCGUAUGUGGUAGAAGGACGAUUGUGGAUUAAGAGGGUAAAGAAGAGAGAUCGCGGUGUUUUCACUUGUUACGCUUUAGAUUUCUUUACAAACAUUGCGGAAAAAGCCAUAUUAACUUGGCUGUGAAAGGAAAGAACUCCGGUGCAAAGUCCCAGGCGUAAAGAUUUAAAAAGAUACGGUUUAUUGGGUCAGUUAUACACUUAAAUACUGACAUAAUCAUGUUGUAAGUUUGUUUUAACUUCGAGUGGGAGAAUUUUCGAUGCUUAAUUUAGUCUUUGUAAAAAUAGUCUUAGACUGUGUAACAAUAAUUAUGGAUUUUUCAUUUUUUGCACUCUUUCAAAA